Molecule: messenger RNA, 1320 nt
Organism: Lottia gigantea (owl limpet)
Lineage: Eukaryota; Metazoa; Mollusca; Gastropoda; Lottiidae
Exons: 4
Coding region: 1-1320 (439 amino acids)
Biological process (GO): regulation of transcription by RNA polymerase II
Molecular function (GO): DNA-binding transcription factor activity; RNA polymerase II cis-regulatory region sequence-specific DNA binding
Source: RefSeq, a predicted model, not a curated record
AUGACAAGUGUAACAAGAGAAGAAUGUGGAAUUUUUGAAUGCAAUCAUUGUCAUAAGUUCUUUACUACAGACCACAGCUUACAAAGACACAUUACGAAGCGGCAUAAUCAAACCGUCACAUCUGUAAAGGUUGUCGCACCAUGUUAUUCCGAUGAGACUAGCGUGUUUACAUAUGCUGAUGAAGAAACGCUCACCUUGAAUUAUUCGAAACUUCAUAAAUGUGACAUAUGCAAUAAAACGUUUGAUAAUUACGCAACAUUGGAAGAUCACAGAACGCGAAAGUAUAGUAAGAAAACACCAUAUAAAUGUCAUGUAUGUGAAAAAGUCUUUACACAGAGUUCACAUUUUAAAAGUCAUGCAGCAUUACAUACUGGUGAAGCCUACACUAAGUGUAAAAUUUGUGGAAAAUAUUUGACUGCUGCUAGCAUGUCGAAACAUAUAAACAGACACAAAGGAAUAAUUGAAAAAAAUUACAAAUGUCUCAUUUGUGGUAAAUCGUUUGCAUCCAACUAUUAUUUCAAAAUUCAUAAAAGGAUUCACACUGGAGAAAAGCCCUUUGGAUGCAGCGUUUGUAAACAACGCUUUAUACGUAAAGAUAGUCUUAAGUUACAUGUGUACACUACUAACUUGUCCAAAGACACAUCGUACUGUGAUAUUUGUGGAACUACAUUUAACAGUUCAAAAUCAUACAAAGCUCAUUAUAGGACGACACAUCUUGAUGAAGAACAAACCGAUGACUACAAUGACAGAAAACCUUUUAAAUGUGAUUUAUGUGAUAACAAAUUUAUUUCUAAAGGUAAUCUGAAAUAUCACCUAUACUCUCAUCUAGGUAGGGAGGCCUUUCCUUACCAAUGUGAUGUUUGUUUUAAGAAAUUUUCACACCAAUCCAAUUUAAGAGGUCAUAUGCGAACGCAUACAAACGUUCGGCCAUUUAAAUGCGAAGUAUGUGAAGUAUCCUUUAAAAGAGGCACUCAUCUAAGAAAUCAUAUGCGAAUUCAUACAGGAGACUUUGAUACCUGUCCGAAAUGUGCCAAGACCUUUAGCCAUGCGCGAUAUCUUAAAGAUCAUUUGAAACAGGUUCAUAGUCUAAUCUUAAACAAGGACUCACAACUCGUCAAAUUCACCGAAACUACAAGGCUUAAGAAAGGUUUUAAAUGUGAAAUCUGUGGUAAAGAAUUAACAAGAAAAACUCGACUUAAUGAUCAUAUGAGACUUCAUACUGGCCACAAAGCAUUUAAAUGUGGUAAUUGUGAUGAAGGUUUUAUAUCAACUUAUUAUUUAAAUAAUCAUUAUAAACAAUAUCCCGAACACAAACAAUGA